Messenger RNA from Ascoidea rubescens DSM 1968, 843 nucleotides. RefSeq names its product NAD(P)-binding protein. The transcript has 2 exons. Lineage: Eukaryota; Fungi; Ascomycota; Saccharomycetes; Ascoideales; Ascoideaceae. The record is from RefSeq and is a predicted model, not a curated record. Gene Ontology annotation, molecular function: oxidoreductase activity, acting on the CH-OH group of donors, NAD or NADP as acceptor. The annotation marks the transcript as partial.
AAAAUUAGUUUAUUUAAUAACCAUUCAAAGAAUAACAGAUUUGAAAUAACUUCUAAUGAUGUUGUUCUAAUAAUUGGUGGUUCAAGAGGUUUGGGUUAUGAAAUUUUAAAGAAAUUUUUAAUAUUUGAAAAUUGCAAAAUUUGUAUAAUUGAUAAACAAGAAUUGGAUCAAGUUGAAUUGAAUUCAUUUUUAUUUUACUUUAAUUGUGAUGUUUCCAAUAAAAAUAAUUUAUUAAAUACAUUUAGAAAAAUUGAGACAAAAAUCGGUUCAGUGACAAUUUUGAUUAAUAAUGUUGGAAUUAAACACUCUGAACCAUUUUUAAAAUUAAAAUAUCUGAAGAUGAUUAAUAUAAUUAAUACAAAUUUAAUUUCAUAUAUUUUAUCAAUGAAGUUUUUUUUACAAUUAUCAAUUAAUGAAAAAAGAAAACUUUACAUUAUUAAUAUUUCAUCAGUCUUGGGAUUAAUUGGUCCAGCAAACUUAUCCAUCUACUCACUAACAAAGACUUCAAUAAUAUCAUUGCAUGAAUCAAUAUUACAUGAGAUUAAUCUUUUAAAAAACAAUCAAAUUAAAAUGUUAUUAAUUAAAUUAGGACAACUAGAUACAUUAUUAUUUAACGAUGUUAAACCUCCUAAACCAUUUUUAGCACCAAUAUUAAGUCAUGAAAAGAUGUCAAAAUUAAUUUAUUCAAAUAUUAAGAGAAAUCAAAUUGGUGAGAUUUCAUUACCAUUAUAUGGAAAAUUUUUACCAAUUUUAAAGAUAAUACCAUUUUUCAUUGUUGAAUUUUUAAGAAAAUUUAGUGAAAUGGAUAGAAGUAGUGUUGAGGUUUUCAACUCAAUGGACAAG